UAAAAGCAGAUCAGUUAGUAAUCAAUUCAAUUAGUUAAAAAUCAGACUCCAAAUAGUCUUGUCCAGAGAAUAAAGUAUCCACAUAUUGCUAUGAUGUACAUGACAACGAAGCAGAGGGGAUAGACAACACUGUAUAGACUGUGUGACAUCACCGACGAAUUGCACAAAGAAACCGUUAUGGCGGUAGAUAUAAAGGACAGGUAGUUGAUGAGACAAUAGAAGGAGUAGGUUUAAAACCAGAACACAGCAAACAAAGGAAAAGUUUAUCAAAAUGAAGUGUGUGUCACAUAACAGGCACGCAACUCACAACAGGUCAACGCAAAAAAACAAACAAACAAACAAAAACAACAACAACAAAAACCCAACAAAAAACAAAAAGAAAACCAAACAAACAAAACAACAACAAAACCAAACCAAAACAAACAAAACAAACAGCUAGGGGCAUAAUUAUAUAUUUGUAAUACUAUAACUCGCGGCUAUCAGUCAAAACUCUCUGUAGUCACUCUCCCCUCUGUAGUGUGGCCUACAUUUUUUCAUUAAACAGAUUUAAAGACAGUAAACAAAUUUCUACAUUCUAACUGCUCUUUUCCUCCCACAUUUCUUUGUUCUUUUUUUUCCCCCUUCUCUGGAUAUCUUUUUGUUGCGGAAAGUUCAUCUUACACGAUCGAAGGGCUUUAAUGCCUGGCGCCUUUGUCAUGAUCACUGUUUAAAGAGCAGCUGUGAGUAAUGAACCCUAACGACUUUAUUGAGUCUGAUGACGUGUAGACAGUUUUAUGAUGUCAUCUGCAGUUUGAAGUGGGAGCCGAGCCGCGAUGGGCGAAGCUGACUUUCCGACUCCCGACUAACCCCCGAAACCGAGUGGGCGGGGCUAAGCGCCGGGGGAUGUUUACUUUCCCGCCAGCGAUGACAGCGUGCCGAGACCUCACGCGCAAAAAAGAGGCGGGGCCACGCGCGGCGAGUGGCAGCACGGCUCGCCUCGACUUGUGCAUCACACACAAUGACCUGUCGGUGGACAGCAGCAAGAAGAAAUAAGGAAUCUUGGGUAAUAUGUUUCCUAUUAAUACAGAUAUAAUGAAUAAUUAUUUACAGCGAUGCAAAUAUUUUAAAAAGUACUGUAUUUCUUUUUAAUGGUGGUUGGGAGUUUGGUCUCGGUGACCACGACCUUUACGAUGACCUAUUUAAUUAUUUAUUUAUUCCUUCUCUGCGUCCUAAUUCUCAUGUAGAAUCCAUCCCUUUCCCAUCCUUCCUCCCUUCCCUUGUCUGCGGGCAUCUCAACAGUUUUGUUUCGCCCUCCGCCGGUCAUCAGGUAAAACCGUCGAGAGAAGUGGCAGCGAGACAAAAACUCCUCCCACCGUGGCGCUCGCCUCGCGCUGGUCGCCGGCUGAAGACCAAUCAGGAGGCGCCUGGCCUCAUCAUCUUCCGCAACACGCGUGCAAAGCCGCUACCCUCGCGCCCUUCAAUCGCGCCGGCCCCCUUGGAGCGCGAGGCUUGGGAGAGUGUGUGUGGUUCGUCGUGUCUACUCGCGCUGCUGUGGUUCAGGAGGAGGCCUGCCAGCCAGCCUGCCUGCGUGCGUGCCGACAUCUUUAGUCGUCACUGUCGGAUGCGUCGGCGUACUGCAUCGCUGCGGCGCGAUCGCGACGAGAGGCAAAAGCACUGCGGCAGCAGCAGCAGCAAAGGAAGGUAUGCGUCCGUGACAGACAUUGCUGCAUGCAGUCCUGCGUGAAAUGGGAGUCGCGUACCCGCAUUUCAGUCUUCAACCAGCAUCCCUCCGAGCUUUGUAGUGACUUGGACAACUGCUGCUCAGCUACCCGACUACCUGGGCCGCUCUAUCUCUUUCUCUCUCUCCCCCACCUACCCUACCACCCGGUUACAGCAGGGAGGAUACCGCUGCUCCCUCGGUCAGCGGGUGUGACUUUUUUUGUUUUAUUUUUCUCAGAUUUCCCCCGUAGUUUUUUCCCGUGGGAAAUCUGGAAACGAUUGUGAUAAAAAAAAAAACUAUUUAUUUACUAAACGCUGAGGUUAACGGCCAGUAAACAAACGUUUUCCCCCCAAGACAAUAGAAGAAAACUUUUCAAACCAAUAAAGGAUAAAGCUGGUGACACUAACACAGCCAGCGAAAUUCUGAAGACAACGCUGGGACUCAAAAAAGAAAAGGUAGAUGAAAGAGACGACAACAGUUGAGAGAGGAGGGUACUCACCAGAGUGCCGGGUGCAAGUACCCUGAUGUCUGUGAAGUAGCAUCUGACGAACGCUCGUACUUCAUUCUCCUUUACUGAUAUUGUUUUGGUUUAUUGUUGAGUUCGAUUCCUGGUCCAAAAUCUGUUUUGUUUAUGUUCGGCUACGGUCUAGUUAAUGUCGACCAUGACAGAGAGUUUUUAUGAGUACCAGUGACGUCAGACAGGUGUGAGACAGGUGUGUUAGUAUACCUUUAAAACAUCGACAGAUUUGCUUAUCGCGAAGACUUCACAACAGGAAAUGGCGUUCACACCUUUCUUGUUCCCACGACAUUCGGACUAUGGUGUUGGGACCCUCCUGUCUUCGCAUCAUUACCUACCCGGACUGCCUCUGCCACCCCACGGGCUGACCUCGCCGCUUCUACCCAAGCUACAGAGUGCCAUGGGCCGCUCCGGGCUGGCACCCGGAGACUUUCUGGCUCAGCCACCCGGGAUGGCGCGUCCUUUCGGACGGGGUGGCUUGGACGCCAACGACCCGGACGUGGAGGACGACCCGAUGGUGGAGCUGGAGGCCAAGGAGCUGUGGCAACGGUUCCACAAGCUGGAGUCCGAGAUGGUCAUCACCAAGUCAGGAAGACGAAUGUUCCCGCCGUUCAAGGUGAAGGUGUCGGGGCUGGACAAGAAGUCCAAGUACAUCCUGCUGAUGGACAUCGUUGCUGUCGACGACUGUCGCUACAAGUUCCACAACGGCAAGUGGAUGGUGGCCGGCAAGGCCGACCCCGAGAUGCCCAAGCGCAUGUACAUCCACCCGGACUCGCCCAGCACGGGUGAGCAGUGGAUGCAGAAGGUGGUGUCAUUCCACAAGCUGAAGCUGACCAAUAACAUCUCGGACAAGCACGGAUUUGUAAGUACGGCUACUACAAUCCUGAACUCGAUGCACAAGUACCAGCCUCGUUUUCACUUGGUGAGAACCGAUGACAUCCUCAAGCUGCCCUACAGCGCCUUCCGGACCUUCGUCUUCAAGGAGACAGAGUUCAUCGCCGUCACAGCUUACCAGAAUGAGAAGAUCACUCAGCUCAAGAUCGACCACAACCCCUUCGCUAAAGGCUUCCGCGACACAGGGGGAGGCAAGCGAGAGAAAAAACGGCUGCUGUCGCAAACCAACAGUUCCAACAAUCAAGAAAUCGUCUCUGCGCAUGCUCGAGAACCAACUUCCGGUGAGGAGGAAGGCGAGGACUGCGACAGCAUGGAGAUCUGCGUAGUAGACCAAGAAGAGGGAGAGAACUGGAAAAACACUAAACAUGAUGCCUAUGACUUUGACGACAGAGGCGAUGUGGAACAGACGGAAGCAGACGACCUGUCCAUGACCAGCGCCAGACUCGCAGCCAAGGGAGGUUCCGAUGACGCGUGCGGGCAGAGCGCGGGACCGCAAAUAAAAGAGGAAAAAACUCACAGCCAGGGGUCGUCCCACGGCGGAAGUCGACAGGCGGACGGGCCUCGGGACAGCGACGGCCGACCAACAGAAAGCAAGAAGGGCGAUGACGUCACCAGACCCGUUAACCAGGCGGUGGAGCGGCUUCUGAGGGCUCCGCGUUCGUCUCCGCGCACCCACGAAAGAACGAGUAGCAGAGGGGUUGGGAUCUUGGAGGAAGAGGAGGAGGAGGUUGUCGGGGAUCACGGCGGCGGGGUGUCCCCCACCUGUCGAAGCGUCUCUCCAGACUCUUCCACCGCCGCCUCGCAUCCCAAGAGCGCUCCGCCGCUGUCCUUCCCCGUCAGCGCCAUGUUGUCACACACGUCACCCGCCACAGCAGGGGUGGCGCGCAACCUCAGCGCCUUUUCAGGUCCUCACGCGCAUGCGCACACGACCUCAGGUUUGCCGCUGCAGUACCUCUCGGCCGCCACGUCGCCCCUGGACCUGACGCAGCUGGCCACGGCGCACCUACAGUCGCAGCUGGGGCAAGCAGCUGCAGCAUCGUCGAUCUUCGGCAGCCAGCUGUCCCUGCUGGGUCCCCAUUUCUUCCAGCACGGCCUGGCUCCCUUCGGGUUCACCAGGGAGGGUCUGGCGGCAGCGGCUGCUGCUGCGGCGUCGGCUGCUGCAGCAGCGGCUGCCGCUAGUCGCGGUUCGCCCUUCGGACCCCUCUUCUUCCCGAGGAGCGCGUCCAGUCGCUUCAGCCCCUACGCCAUGUGUCUGAGCGGCGCUCACCCCUCGUCAUCGUCCGGCACCAACGCCACCACCACGUCCUGCUCGCCCUCCGCCCGCGGUUCCCCCAAACUCUGCAGCCCAACGAUCGUGCAGUCGUCUCCCUCCUCUUCUUCUUCCUCUUCAGCUGUCCCUUGUUCGUCCUCCCGGACCUCCGAGUCCCCCCACUCGCCUCUCCAUCUAGGCCUCCACCCCCGCCUGGCUGACCGCCCUGACCCCAUGUCGUCACAACCUGCACCCAGCCUGGCUUCGGGAGGAUUCAAGACCACGCACGCCCCUAGCAGCGGGGAACUGCGGCGCAUGGAGCGGAUGCUGAGUGGCAUGCAGAGAUCGCACAGGGCGGGCGCCGAUGCGGAACACUUCGGAAGGAACAACCCCACGUGAUUCUCCUCACCCAAUCAGCUUCCAGGCUCUUUGAGGAUCGAUCCCAUCUUUCCUGAAAAAAAAAAUUGUGAGGAACCAUGUCGUUAGACCUUGUUGUGUGCUGAGGUCAGUUUGUUUUAUUAAAAAAAAUCCUUUUUUUCCCGGUUUGUGCUCUCCUCCCAGAGUAAAAUAAUAAAAUAAUUAUGCUGAAUGCGCAUUUUUAAUGAACAAGUCUUAUUCAGGACUCAAAUAAAACAGAAACAAAAACUGAAAUGUAAAUAUGUAAACUCAAUAAAGUUUCAUAUCAGUGAUGUCCUGAUGUCCAAACAACAAAUUACCCCAAUGGAAUCAUCGCGAACAACACUUUGACCUUUGACCCUUUUUGUUUGUGACUUCGCUCGGUCUGGCACGUGCAAGACCUGAAAUAAAACCUGACUUUCAGCUGACUUUCAAACAUACGGAUUCUCUCUGUUGCUGGUGAAAAGGUGAUAACUGAAAACCUGCUUCAAAAACAAAUUCAGGGAUUAUUUUUUUUUCUCCCCCUCUCUUCUGGCGGGGGGAAUGCGGUCAUAUGCACCGUUUUUAACCGUCUUCAUACAGACGACAAAAACUUCAGGUAUAAUUUAUGGAUACAUCUCAGGAUCUGAUAUACAUAUGAUAUUAUAUAUAUAUAUUAUGUUUGCUGACUUUAUGAGACACCUGCCUAUAUUGUAUCACAUUUUAACAGAUCGAGCCAGUAUUCAUGAAGGUGUUUGUAAGGAUGUUGCAGAGGAAGAUUGCAUGGUAUAUUAUUAUUAUUGUCAUUAUUAUUAUUAAGAAAAAAGUAAACAGUUAAGAUUUUGUUGUUGUAAUUAUUUUUUUUAUUUGCCUCGUUCAGAUGAAGUGAUCAUCUGGCAACGACAUCAUCACGAGCGGAGUUGCUGAAUUUUCAUGCACGCUCGAAAUUUUGAGUGGAGGGAAUAUCUGUAUAAAUAUUUUUGUAUCUUCUUCCCUGCUCAAGCUCUCAUGUUGGUUCACUUUGUUAUUUUAUAUUUUAUUCGUUUGUUUGCUUGUUCCUCUUUCCACUUUUAUCAUUGUUUUCAAAAUUUUAUUUCGGAAGUUGUUUUUAGGUUUUUU
Messenger RNA from Pomacea canaliculata, 5853 nucleotides. Its product is annotated as T-box transcription factor TBX2-like. The record is from RefSeq and is a predicted model, not a curated record. Gene Ontology annotation, cellular component: nucleus. The coding region runs from base 2476 to 4758 and encodes 760 amino acids. Gene Ontology annotation, molecular function: RNA polymerase II cis-regulatory region sequence-specific DNA binding; DNA-binding transcription factor activity, RNA polymerase II-specific. Gene Ontology annotation, biological process: positive regulation of DNA-templated transcription; cell fate specification; regulation of transcription by RNA polymerase II. Lineage: Eukaryota; Metazoa; Mollusca; Gastropoda; Architaenioglossa; Ampullariidae. The transcript has 6 exons.